Coregonus clupeaformis (lake whitefish) is the source of this 3660-nucleotide messenger RNA. Its product is annotated as granzyme A. Gene Ontology annotation, biological process: proteolysis. The transcript is spliced from 9 exons. Gene Ontology annotation, molecular function: serine-type endopeptidase activity. The coding region runs from base 2591 to 3385 and encodes 264 amino acids. NCBI's taxonomy places the organism in Eukaryota, Metazoa, Chordata, Actinopteri, Salmoniformes, Salmonidae. The record is from RefSeq and is a predicted model, not a curated record.
CAAGUUACUACUGCCAGACAGUAACAUUUUCACCUGAAUUAUUUCAGCAAUAUGGACUUGAGGUUAAAGAGAGAUAUUCUAAUUUGAAAGUUAAUACCGAGGACAGUAGUGUGUUGUUGUGGUCUAAUACUGUCGUCGAGUUCACCUGCAGCUGUUGUUGUACUGUGCUGUUGUCUAAUACCGUCGAGCAAUAGUCUUGUGAACUACUGUCUUUCUAACUGGCAGGACAACAUCAUGAGGAGAUUGCUGGGGGAUUUCCGGACGAAGAGGAGACAUUGCUCCUUCAAAACCAGCCAGAAGACAAGCAUUGAGGCGUCUUGAUCAUCCUACAAGUGCUUUAAAUCGGAUGGUGAGCAGCCUUUAGCCAAUAUCCCUGUAGCCGCCAGGGGGUGCCAUUGUCCCUGCCUGGAGUUCCACGGUCUGCCAGAGACUGUCUCUGGAUUCACCGCAAGAAGAGAGCACAGAGACAAGUCUUCAAGUGGUGGAGGCCGGACUGUUACACAGUGAUGUCACACCUGUCAUAACAUCAACCACCUACAUGAGGAAUGUGCCUGAACAGGAGCAGAGGUUAAGAUACGCUGGGCAUCGGGACCUGUAAAGGUUCACUGUCUCCUCUGUGUCCCGGAGCAGAGGUUAAUAUACGCUGGGCAUCGGGACCCGUAAAGGGCUGUCCUCUCCACUAGGGGGCAGUGGUGGGCCGCAGGUGGUUACCAUGGUGCUGAGUGCUGUCAAGUUCAUCUGUCUGGCUGUCUUACUCUGGCUAUUUUACCUGAGUCUGACCACGGAUCAAUCAAUCCAUCAAAGCAAUCAAUCGGUCUAAUUGGCCAGCGGGCCAAUUGGCCAAUCAAUCAAUCAAUCAAUCAAUCAAUCAAAAGUUAAUAAACAAACAUUUGAUAAGUGAGGCCUCAGGCCAUGCUCACACUUCAUGUCCCUGUCUCUAAAUGCUGCUCAGGCUCCUGAACCUGAUCUGAAAUCAGUAGAACUCCCUACUGAAUAGUAUAUUGUAGACCUGAUAAGAACUGGUCCUAGAUCAGUGUAGCUCCCUACUGAAGAAUGCAGUGUUGCUAUGGCAGCCUGACUAGAUCUGGUUUAGUUUGAGUUCCCUACAGAAGAAUGCAGUGUUGCUAUGGCAGCCUGAAUAGAUCUGGUUUAGUUUGAGUUCCCUACAGAAGAAUGCAGUGUUGCUAUGGCAGCCUGAAUAGAUCUGGUUUAGUUUGAGUUCCCUACAGAAGAAUGCAGUGUUGCUAUGGCAGCCUGAAUAGAUCUGGUUUAGUUUGAGUUCCCUACAGAAGAAUGCAGUGUUGCUAUGGCAGCCUGAAUAGAUCUGGUUUAGUUUGAGUUCCCUACAGAAGAAUGCAGUGUUGCUAUGGCAGCCUGAAUAGAUCUGGUUUAGUUUGAGUUCCCUACAGAAGAACACAUUGUUGAGCUGCCAGCUGACUAGAACUUGGUCCUAGAUUUUAAAAAUCAGCAGCUCUAUCAGCUUUUCUUGAUAGUAAAAAGUUUCAUGUGGCACAUGAAUUCAAGCUGCUGACAGUAUGUGUUAUUAGUAUUGAUAAGUCUUAAUACACACUUAUAAGUGCAAAAUAGAUUUAUCUCAACAAGACAAACCUGUAAAAAUAUAAAUACAGGUUUUUAGAAAGUAUUGAUGGGAUUAAGAAUGAUUAAAUAUUUAAGCUGCUCCUUUUGACGUCUCCAUUGAAAAAAUAGGUAUGCUGACCUUAUCUUUUACUUUUUUUAAAGUAAGAAAAUGUACUUUUUAUUUAUGAAGAACGUAAAUAUUAUAGACCACACAUUGUCAGUAGGCAUGAUAUUCAAGCUUGGCAUGGAAACAUUGCUCCUACCUAUAUGUCUAAGGACAAUACAUUUUUUUAAUCUAAUAAAGUACUAAACAUAGCCUGCAUCCCCAAAUGGCACCCUAUUCCCUACAUAGUGCACUACUUUUGAUCUGGGUCCAUAGGGAUCUGGUCAAAAGUAGUGCACUAUGUAGGGAAUAGGGUGCCAUUUGGGACUCAAGCACAGGAACACAAGGAGUUAAAGGUGAAACCUCUGUUAAUGAUGUAACUUUAGCGUAAAACUGAGUCAUCAGGUUUUCAUAUGAAUGGAAUGACUUCGUUGUUGCCAUUCUGUCUCUGCUAUUGGUGAAAUGGUGAUCUUCUUCAACAGACUGUGUGGGCUAACAGUGUGAGGAUGUAUCUAUAUUAGAAACUUAGCUUGACAGUAAGCUACUUUUUGUGGACUGAGGGUCAUUUGUAAAGCGCUAAUACUACAGGAGUAAAUAAUAAACUCUUGUUUCUCGUAACUAUAAUUUGUUUUGUCAUUGUCAUCUAGUUUUACACAUUCAGUCAUCUUGUUUUAAAGAAAUUGUCAUUUAAGGUGGUGAAUGGUGACAUUUAAGUAAAAUGGAAGAGGGUGUGAUCGUGUGUGUGUGUGUGUGUGCGUGUGCAUGCUUGUGUGUUUCCACUUUGUGGUGACAUCAGACGCACCGACCACAUCCUCUAUAAUAAGCAUAAAGAGAGAGAUCAGAGAGAAAGAGAACAUCACAGCACAGCAGACUCUGAACUACUGAGGUGACACAUUACAUCAGAGUUAAAUGACCAUGAUCCUCUCCGCAGCAGCCAGUUUCUGGACCUCUACCAUUAUCCUUCUGUAUCUGCACUCAGGUGAUUGUGCAGAGAUCAUUGGUGGAAAGGAGGUGAAGCCUCACUCCUUACCCUACAUGGCUCUAUUGGAGAACAAACAAGGACAUAAAGUGUGUGGAGGAAUCCUGAUCCACCAGCAAUGGGUCCUGACUGCAGCUCACUGUUCUGACAUCACCAAGGUGUUUCUAGGGGUCCACUCCAUCAAACAGGAGGAGAAGGAGACUAGGCAGGUCCGUAAGGUUAAAGAUCGCAUCCCUCAUCCCUGUUAUGACCGCAACAUCAUAGUCAACGACAUCAUGCUGCUGAAGUUGGAUAAGAAAGUAAAGCCGACUAAGGAGGUGAAGGCUCUAGCGUUACCUGUACCUGUGGCAGAUGUCCCAGCAGGGACCCAAUGCUCAGUGUCUGGAUGGGGAGCCACCCAGAACAACGCUAAAACCAUGUCUGAUGUCCUGCGAUCUACCAACGUCACCGUGAUCGACAGGAGGAAGUGUAACUCUGAAGACUACUACAACAUGACCCCGAUCAUCACCUACAGCAUGCUGUGUGCCGGCUCUGUGGACAAGACCAGGGUGGACUCGUGUCAGGGAGACUCUGGUGGCCCGUUGGUGUGUGGAAGUGAGCUAAGGGGAGUCGUGUCGUUCGGUACACAAUGUGGCAUCAAGAACAAACCUGGAGUGUACACACUCAUGUCAACAAAAUACCUUGACUGGAUCAACAAAACCAUGCGGAAGUCACUGAUUGACUGAUUGAUACCUGCAUUCUCAGGCUUUUUCUCGAUAAUUGUGAAAUUAUAUAAUACUUAUUUGAAGCUGUGAAGUAUGUUUGAACUCUUGCCAAGCUUAGUGUGAUAUAUGGAUAAAGAAAUUGCUCACUAAAAUUAAAAUGUAAAAAAAAAACAGAAAUGUCAGCUGUUUUACUAUCCUUGUAGUUGUGUAGUCGACCUGAGAUGUCAAGUCCUGUACUAGUUGAAAAUAAAUGACCUGUGAUAGUUCAACUCUGACACGUGUGAGUUGACAUGGAA